AUGUCCUCCUCUCGCAUAACCGGCGGCAUUCUCCACGUCCCCGCAUCGACGCCAUCGCCUUCUUUUCAGCACUUCGACGAAUUGGAAAAAAAGAGCGGCGGCGGCAUAGACGAAGGAGAAGAAGAGAAACGAGAAGAUGAAUGCGAUGAUGGAACGAAUAUGAUCAUCAGAGAGAACGAUUUAGUCAUCGCGCACGUUGGUUUUGGCGACCAGAAAGCUAUGCGAGUGCGCGCGUCGGGUAACAAAACAAACGCAAAAAGGGCAGAAGGAAUGUUGCACACCUCCUACGGGAGUUUCUCGCACAAGAGAGACAUAACGGACAAAUCUAUUCGGUUCGGCGAGAAGGCGUUUUGUUCGAGCGCGAAGGGUUCGUCUUCCUCAGGCGGUCAGAAACCGUUCGUCUGGUGUUUAGCGCCUACGUGUGAACUUUGGACGAACGUGUUGGCGCACCGAACGCAGAUAUUGUACGCGUACGACAUAUCGUUGAUAUGCGCGUGGUUGGAUUUGAAGCCGGGGAAAGUCGUGUUGGAAAGCGGGACCGGGAGCGCGAGUUUGACGCAUUCAUUGGUGAGAGCGGUGGCAAAUGGUCGUGGUGGUGAUAGUUGUAGUAAUAGUAGUAGUGAUAGCGUUAGUAAAGGGCACGUGUUUACGUUUGAGUUUAACCAAUCUCGAGCGGACGCCGCCAGGGAAGAAAUCGACGAAAAUGGAUUGAAAGAGUAUUGCACGGUGACACAUCGGGACAUCGAGACGAACGGGUUCCCGAAAAAUUUAGAAACCGCGAAGAUUGCAGAUGCGGUGUUUUUAGAUUUACCCGGUCCGCAUAAGUGCGUGGAGAGCAGCGCGAAUUGUUUAAAAGAAGAUGGCGUUUUGUGCUCGUUUUCGCCGUGCGUGGAGCAGGUGCAGAGGACGUGCGUGGAGAUGCAAAAGUUCGGGUUCGUAGACGUCAAGACGGUAGAGAUGUUAGGACGAGAAUUCGACGUGAACGAACGAAAGUUUUUCACGGAUAUAGAAAAGGCUUCAACCGGGAAGUUUUCGAGAAAUUUGAGUGAAAGAGAUACGAAGUCGGUGAAAGAGGAGACGAAGAAAGCGAAGAAGGGUUUGAAUAGUAAAGGCGGCGAGGAAGAAGAGAGCGUGGCUCUCGUUUCGCAACGGGUGAGCGCGGUGCCUAGAUUUCAAGGACAGACGCACACUGGAUACUUGACGUUUGCACGAUUAGCACCGCUUCCAGAAGGGUGGACGAAAGCGUCCUGGAACGAACGCGCGGAGAUGAAGCGAGAGGCUGGGAAGGAGAUUCUGAGAGCGAAAGUGGAAAGGGACGAAGGGAGGAAAAAAAAUGCACCCGCACCGUCGAACUCUACGGGCAAGAAGAGAAAACAGGAGGACGUAGCCGCUGUGGCGCCAAUGACGAAUGAAACGAAAGUCCAUCACCACGCCGAUGAAGACGAGUAUUCGGAUUAA
This is a messenger RNA of Bathycoccus prasinos, 1458 nucleotides long. RefSeq lists its product with no specific name. Lineage: Eukaryota; Viridiplantae; Chlorophyta; Mamiellophyceae; Mamiellales; Bathycoccaceae. Bases 1 to 1458 code for a protein of 485 amino acids. Gene Ontology annotation, cellular component: tRNA (m1A) methyltransferase complex; nucleus. Gene Ontology annotation, biological process: tRNA methylation. The record is from RefSeq and is a predicted model, not a curated record. The transcript has a single exon.